UAUCAGUAAGAGAGGGCUACAAUACUCGAUUGAAGGUGUGGGUACUGCAUUGCUCCCCAGGAGUAACACCAUGUAUCCAAACUAUCCAAACCUUUGACGAGGCAGUACACACUAUACCACCAACGAUGUCACAGCCCAAAACAAACUCUGAGUCAUAUGCUGCGCACACAUAGAAAGGUAACUUUCAUUUGCAAACGUCAAACCUUAACAGGCGCUGCUCGAAAGUUGAGCCUACUAUCGCCGACUGCGCAGCCUUCUCCCGCUGACGUGCUUCGAAUUCACCGCUCACCUUCACAACAGCAUCCCCAUCACCGUGGCCACUCUUCACCACCCUCCUCACUGCCUUCAGCACCGCGCCGGCCACCGAGAUGGCGCUCAGUUUCCCGACAACCGCACACCGCAUUGGAGACACUCCACUACCGCUCUUUGUCGCCUCAUUACAUGGAGCAAGAUCCGGCAUUUCCACCGCUGCUCUUCUCAAUACUCACCGCGGGCCUCUCGCCUACGAGAGCUAUGGAGGUUCAAUCCGAUCGAGUUUCAACCGCAGCGGACGAGCCCUGCAUUAACAAGCAGGUGAAGUUGAACAUCAAACUACGGAUAUCGAGCAUGCGCCGCUCCCGCUCAGACAGUGAAAUCUAUGAAAGCCCGCCGUCGCCGCCCUCAACCUCACGACACUCGCUCCCACCCACCUCGACGCCGCGCCGCAGAUUAGAAGAUUUUUCAUUGCCACCACUCCAAAUUUCCAAAGCUCGACCCAGUAUCGCAAUCGAUCUUCUUCCCAACAUCCCACCUACGCCAGAAGCGAUGCUCAACCCACCCUUGAGCCCGUUCACCCUUCUCUGCCCAGCAUGCCACACCCUGCGGCCCCGUAUCGCCAAGGGCCAAGCUACUGCCGUGUGUCGAGCAUGCUUGACAGCAUUCAAGAGCACAGAAAGGACCUGUAAGUCGUCGCAUAGGCUAGGAAGCGUCCUCACCAGCUUCCCGCCAUUGGUUGCUGGCGAGAGUAGCGAGAGUGAAGAGGAAGAUACAAACGCCGAAGCUGGGGCAGGAUCGAGAAAGCUCAGUAUCGUCGGAGGUAUCACUCGAGUCUUUGGGAUGCUGAGGGGCGGAGCGGCAAAAAGCCGGAGGGAAGUGAGAGUAGUGCGGAGAGCUGGUGGGAUAAUGGAAGUGGUGCGAGUGGAAGCCGGUCUGCGUCAUGGUCGUUAUUCACGGUCUCGACGACUUCUCGAGACUGAUAAGUAGGCAGAGAUUUGCUUUUAUGUAUAAGCAUUUGGUACGCUUCAAUAUUGCAAUGGCACCGUGCUUCGUUUUCGUAUCGUUCUAUGAGUAGGACCUAGCUCAGUCCAAUGCGUCUGCAAGCAGUAGGAAUCUUCCACAGAGAAAGCCAAUCUGAUUCUACUGAUCUGAUUAAGUUUUCUCACUUUCAGCAUCUAGGUUGUACUUACCUUAGACUAUUAUGCGGGAAGGUGCGGUCCCUACCAUUAGGGCAGUCCUUCACUUAGCGCCGCCCGCCACACUCCACCAUCACUCCUACGCUACACUCUAUGAACACCUCCGACAACUCCAUGUAGCCACUCAGCGCUUAACUUCUAUCAGUGAGAAUCAAACUG
Molecule: messenger RNA, 1610 nt
Organism: Paraphaeosphaeria sporulosa
Lineage: Eukaryota; Fungi; Ascomycota; Dothideomycetes; Pleosporales; Didymosphaeriaceae
Exons: 1
Coding region: 157-1242 (361 amino acids)
Source: RefSeq, a predicted model, not a curated record